UUGUCAGCUGUUAUCUGUCGUUUCGGAGUGCAUCUCUUAUUGAGAGCGCCUGUUGCCCGUUACGGCUUUAUCAGAUUUAGUUUUACUUUCCAGUUUAUUGUUGAGGAAUCCUGGGACAAUGCUAAGCCAAUCCAUAAAAUGUAUUGGCAACUUGACAAAUAAAGCUAGACACAUGUCGGUAGUGGCAUCGAAGUUAAAAUACGAUAAAUAUGGGGAACCCGUGGAUGUAGUAAAAUUGUGCAAGGAAGAAGUAUCGGAUCCAGUAAACAAUGAAGUUUUAGUGAAAAUACUAGUGUCUCCAAUAAAUCCGGCGGAUAUAAAUACAAUCCAAGGAAAGUAUCCAGUCAAACCCAAAUUCCCUGCAGUGGGAGGCAAUGAAGGAGCUGGCGAAGUCAUCAGUGUGGGGCCAAAAGUCACCAAGGUGAAAAAAGGUGACAUAAUUAUACCUGUUGCCACAGGUUUAGGAACAUGGGCUUCGUAUGCAAAAUUCACUGAAGAAAACAUUCUUAAAAUCCCGGGUAAUGUGGGGAUCGUUGAAGCUGCCACAAUUACGGUGAACCCAUGCACGGCGUAUCGAAUGCUGAAAGACUUCGUUCCACUGGCAGAAGGCGAUACCGUCAUUCAAAACGGAGCAAACAGCGCUGUUGGUCAAGCGGUUCACCAAUUGUGUAAGGCAAUGAAUAUCAACUCCGUUGGCAUUGUCCGCGAUCGUGCUGACAUCGAAGAUUUACGCAAGCACCUAUGUUGCCUUGGAGCGACUGCUAUAUUGACGGAAGAGGAGAUACGUACAAGCACGAUUUUCAAAGAUCGUCUAAAAAAGCCAAAGCUAGCUUUGAAUUGUGUGGGCGGUAAAAGUGCCACAGAGCUUACCAGGCAUAUCGAUUCGAAGGGCACCCUUGUGACUUACGGUGGUAUGUCGCGUGAACCCGUUACAGCGUCGACAGCCGCUCUCAUUUUCAAGGAUAUAUCGUUCAAAGGUUUUUGGAUGACAAGGUGGACGAAGGAAAACUUUAAUACCGAGGAACGUGCAACCAUGUUUAAAGAUCUUUUCAACUUGAUUUCGGAAGGGAAAUUGAAAGCCCCCAUCCACGAACUAGUUCCCAUAGAAAAUUAUAAGGAUGCUCUGGAUAGCGCUCUAAAUUUUAAAGGAUUCACAGGAAAAAAAUAUAUUUUAGACUUUAGCAAAUCUUGAGCAUAAGGUUCAAGAUCUUCUCUCAAUUGUCGAUAUUACCCUGAACUUGUUAUUCGUAGUCUAUGUUGGUGUUAUUUGGUGAAUAAAUGUUUGACAAUGCGAA
Hermetia illucens (black soldier fly) is the source of this 1295-nucleotide messenger RNA. RefSeq names its product enoyl-[acyl-carrier-protein] reductase, mitochondrial. Gene Ontology annotation, cellular component: mitochondrion. Bases 119 to 1192 code for a protein of 357 amino acids. The record is from RefSeq and is a predicted model, not a curated record. Gene Ontology annotation, biological process: fatty acid metabolic process. The transcript has 2 exons. Gene Ontology annotation, molecular function: trans-2-enoyl-CoA reductase (NADPH) activity. Lineage: Eukaryota; Metazoa; Arthropoda; Insecta; Diptera; Stratiomyidae.